AUUAUCUCUUUUGUAAUUAAUAGCAAAAGUACUGUCUUCAUAGAUUAUACACAUACACACGCGCGCGUUUGCAUAUAAGCGCGUACAACACACAUACACACAUACACACACACGUUUAAAGAAUAUGAGUUUGGUAAUACUAACGUUACUUUCUGUGCAUUCUUAUUACAGUACAUUUAACUAGUACGUUGAAAAAUGGAUGCAACUAAAGCCUCGGAGACAAACAAAGAGUUUAAGGAAAAAGAAUAUGCUUUUUAUUCGCCCGAAGAACAAAUGUCUGCAUUUUUAUACGUUGGAAAAGAACUUCCUCUUUAUCUGCCAGAAAAUUUGAUUGCCCAUCAUUAUUUUUUAACAAUUCAUCUUGAAUGUAUCGAAAAAUUAGCUGCAGAUGAAAAUAAAUCACUAUUGCCAGUUGAAAUAAUUCUAAAGGCAUUCGAAAGUAAUCUUGUUCCUCAUUUUGAGACAUUGAUAUUCGCAUUGGCGGUAUGUUGCAAACAAGUUUAUAGCGAAAAUUUACGUCAUGCGGCUUAUUCGUUAGUAGGAAAGAUUUGUUCAUUGCCAGAACAUUUUAUUCUAUUUAUCAAAUUCAUAUCUGAAUUAAGUAAACGCAAAAUUUCAAUGGAACAACCUGUUAAUCCUGGUCAUGGAUGGGGUCAUGGAUUGCGUAAAACUGUUAAUAAUUGGUACCUUUCCAAGGAACCUUUAGAAUUAGCUAAAUGUGUAACACGAUGUAAAGGCAGACACGGAUGGAAGCACAAGGAUAUAAUCAAACUCUCUCAUCCACAUCCUGAUACACCAGAAAAAGAAGUGAUACUUAAGUACAUAAUGCAUGGUUUGGAUGAAACUAAAAAAUCCUUUGGCAAUAACUUAAAUGUACAAGAACUGAUUGAAUAUAUCGAAAGGAUUGAAAAUUUCAAACAUUGCAAUGAUAUAGUUCAGGCAGCUGGCCUUUUAGAAAAGUACGAAUUAACCUUAGACCAUGUCCCUGGUCAUAUGUUGAAAUCUACAGAGAUUUGGAAUUCAUUGGUAUCAACAAUGGAUUUAGAUACGCUUUGGCGUAAUUUGCAAAGAAUACACAAUUUGGGAUUAUUGAAAGCAGAUGCUCCAAUUAUUGACAAAAUAAUAGAUGAAAUUACUAAUAAGGACAGAUUAGCUUUCAGCAAUAUACAUCCAAUACUUGUUUACAUUACUUUACAAAAUUAUCUACACUCUGGAAAGCCAUUGUCAUACGAGAAACGAAAAAUGAAAGUACAAGCAAAGAAACCAUAUCGUCCUUCGCCAAGACCAAACUCUAAGAUUAUAAGUGCAUUACACCAAGCCUUCGAUCUUUCAUUUUUGAAUCUAAAAUCUACUGGAUUGCGUUAUAUGAUAACGAUUGAUGCUAACAAAGUAAUGUGGGGGUCUAAGACGUCGCGUAAUGGGACUGUGAAUGGGGCAGAUGCUGGUUUCUUAAUAGCGUAUACGCUUUCUCGAUGCGAGAAAGACGUCACUGUCGCUUUAUUUGACAUCAUCGACGUUGAUAUUGUCAAUUUGAAUCAGUCAUUAAGUUUCUUUUCGCUAAGUACCACAUAUCAGUUUAAGUCAAAGAAAGAUAUUCGAUUAAGUAACCCUAUUAAAUGGGCCUCCAAACAAAAUUAUCAGUAUGAUGUGUUUAUUAAUGUUGUGAACGAUAUAGUAAACUACAACGAAUGCGAAGAAAACUUUGAAGAAUAUAAAAAACAAAUGAAUCUUCCCAACGCAAAAUUAAUAAAUUUCGUUGUUUCUUCUUCAAAAGCGUACAAAGAGGAUUUAUACAACAAAAACAUUUUGACAAUUUACGGUUUCGAUGCAACCGUGCCUAUGGUUAUACAAGCUUUUGCAAAGUCACUCUUUUGAAGAAAAUCAGCUGUACUACAAUAUGCUGUACUCAUGAUUUAAUUCUUCAUUUUCACGAAUAAGAAAUUUAGCGUUUUUAAUUGGAUGACAUAUUGCAAAAUGCAAAAACAAUUUUUAUAAAGGUAAAUCUCUACUAAAAUCAUUCAUUUCUAUACGAUUUAAAAAAUCGAUCCUACAAUAAUUCUAACAAAUUUUGUAUCGCUCAUUCGAUGAAAAUCUAUUUUGAGUAGAGACAAAUUUACAAGAAAUUAUGAAACAAUAAUGUUUCAAUCUUAUUAAGGAAUGAAAUUUCAAAUAGAAAGUUCUGUAACAAGUGAUGAUGAACGUAUUUAACAAUAAUUACAUUGCGUAAACUUUUCUAUAUCGUUUCAUUAUAAAAUAUUAAUAUUAAGUCAAUGACGGUAUAUAUUGCAUUUUUCUAGCAACUAUAGAUCUUACACAUUAAGUAUAGAGUCCAAUACGUUUCUUGUUAAAAUUUGGAAAAAAAUGCAAUUCCAUUUUAGAUGAUUUGAUUGUUUAAAACAUGUGUACUUGGCAAGUACUUGGCUAAAUGACGUAAUUAAAAGUAACGGCUUAAAAGUGCAGUUUUAUUUUAUACUAUAAAACAAAAAGGAAACAAAAGCUAAAUCAAUGAAAUUACUAGAAUAAGACUGGAUGUAUGAUAUAAUGUCAGUAUAUAACAUAAUCUAUGGUGCCUUUUUAACAUAUUACAAGUACAUAAAAUAUAUUUACUUAAAUUUGUUUGCUCGCUUAUUUCCACUGGUUGGCGGUAAUGCUUUUUAUAAUAUCUUCAAUAAGAUACGUAGAUUCAAGAUGGUAAUCUUUAGAAUGAUAUAUCUAAUGACGACUGGUACGCUUCUAAAUAUUGGAAUAAGCAUUAAAAUGAUAUAAAACAUCGAAAAUUAUCUAUCCCACUGUGAUAUGCAUUUAGUUCCAAAGAAUUUAUAGUUAUAUUAAUAUAAUUUAACCGUUAGAUUUCAUAUUUGUUAUAUCCAAAGUAAUUUACAACUUAAACUGAAAAUACUACAUUACUGAUAUAAUACUGUGAUACACAAAACAUAUUGUUCAAACUAGAAAAAUGGAUAAGCAAAUUAUCAGAGGCGUACCGUGUCUAUUAAUUUGUUGGGUAGUGAUAUCUAUAAAAAUAAUUACUCACAAUAUUCUUUAUAACAUAGAAUAUAAUACAAUGAUAUUUUGAUUUAUCAUUAUUAUUGAUUCUUGAAUUACCAAUCAAAUAAGAAACACAUUUUUGACAUUAUUCAAAAGUACAGUGUAAAUUGUUCUUAGAUCCGAAAGAAAUUUAAAUUAACCCAUUAACUGCCAAAUUAUUUUUGGGUA
This is a messenger RNA of Polistes dominula (European paper wasp), 3213 nucleotides long. RefSeq names its product RNA-binding protein Ro60. The record is from RefSeq and is a predicted model, not a curated record. NCBI's taxonomy places the organism in Eukaryota, Metazoa, Arthropoda, Insecta, Hymenoptera, Vespidae. Gene Ontology annotation, cellular component: ribonucleoprotein complex. Gene Ontology annotation, molecular function: RNA binding.